Durusdinium trenchii is the source of this 2384-nucleotide messenger RNA. NCBI's taxonomy places the organism in Eukaryota, Dinophyceae, Suessiales, Symbiodiniaceae. The record is from the annotation of a GenBank genome assembly.
GGAUAGAAUUUCACUCAAUCGUAGACUCGAUCCAAUUUCUGCCGCAAUGACGCUUGCAGAGGGAGAGAACAGGUCUAUCUCUGAGGUCUUUGAUGGCCUCAAGGACUUUAAGAGCCUCACCAGAGAAAGGGCCCUGGAAGCCUUGAUUCAGGCCAUGGCUCUUGGCCACUACGAUGCUGAGGAGGUGCAGAAGCUGGCCAUCGAGACGAUGAAGUCGGAGUCCUGGGAGGCCAAGCAGGGAGGUCUUCAAGCUGCAGCCGAGGCAAUCAAGGCUUGGGAUAUGCCCAGCUUUCGCGCCCAAGUCUUGGAAAACGUGCCACGCCUUUUGAUCGAUCCCGAAUACCGAGUCCGCAAGGCGGUGGCAGCGGUCUUGCGUGAGUGCUGCCAGCGUGAUGGCUUGAGGAUCUACGACCAGAUCGGUCAAAUCGUGCUCGAUGACAUCAGGGACAAGUUCAAGCGACCAGACGAGGACGAGGAUGGAGAGAAGGGCACGAAGCCCAGUGACGUCUCAACUUCGGGCUACCCACCCGAAGGUUCGACACCACAGACACCGCCAGCGCCACCCGUGUUUCUACAUGACACAGAAGGGUGGCGAUCUCUGGAGACUUCGAUGGGAGCCCUGGAGGCCAUGAUGCAGGGAUGUGGUGCGGCCUUUACUCCACGCAUUGAUGAGUCAAUGCUGAAGAUGAUGCAGGAGUGCUCCAAGCAUACGAACCGCUUUGUGCGGGAAUACACCUAUUUUGCACUGAAGAAUGUCUACGAUGUUUGCAGCCAUGAUGCUUUCAUGGUCUUGGUGGCACCAAAGACAGUUGAUGUCCUUGCAAACGGCAUCAAGGAUAACUGGAGUCAGGUGCGAUAUGCCGCAUCCGUGGCGGCCAGGGCCUUCAAUGACAAGGCAGGUGAGCAGAAGGAGGUCUUCUACCCACAGCUCUUGGGUUUGAUGUGCCUAAAUCGUCACUAUGUCGCUGAAGGUGUCCGGCUCUUCUCCCAGGAGACCUGGCGCCAAGUGUGUGGCCCAGCCGGAGGUGCCCGGUUGUUGGUGGCCCACUUUGAUCGUGUCUUGGAUGCCUAUGUCGAUGCGGCACAUGCGCCCAACCAUGCGGUGCGUGAGGCCGCCAGCAACUGCAUCUCCGAGUUGGCUGCCCGGGUGGCAGGCACCCCGGCUUCGCCCACACCCUUCCGAGAGCAAUUCACAUCUGCACGGGUGCAGCGAAUGCUCAAUGCUUUGCUAGAUGCCUUCAGGGAUGAGUCCUGGCCAGUGAGAGAUGUUGCUAGCACUGCCUUGGGACAUUUUGUACAAGCAUUUCCAGAAGAAUGCAAAGACAUCAAGCCCCAGCUCUUGGAGCUCUGGUUUGACCAGAUGGCCGACAACAUUCCAUCACUCCGGCGCAACGGUGCUGCUGCCCUGGCCACGGCCAUGAAGGUUUGGCCAGAUCUUUGGCCUGAGGUGCUUUCACGCUUGCAGAAGACCUUGCCCGAGAUGCUGAUGCAGCCAGAACACUCUGAGAUCUUCACGGACUACACACCCAGCGGGCCCUUUUCCGUGCCCAAAUCCAAGCCUACAGCGGUGGGGGAGAAGUCGGAUCCUUCCUUUACGGAUCAAGUGAUGUACAGUUGUGGUUCUUCGGCACCAAAGACCUUCAAGCAGAAGAGGGCGAAAGAUACGUCCGGUUGCAUGAACUGUGCCACUGACAUGCCACACCAACUCUGGGAGGCCUCGGAGGGCAUGAUUCAUCUCCUCACUGAGCUGGCCCAGCUCACAGAGGACGCGGAUGAGGAGCUCUCGCAGAGAAGGACGGAGCUCUCAGGGCUUUUGCCCAUGUUGGCGCAGGCUUAUGCUUGUUCACAGUAUAGGCAUCACCACUUGCUGAAGCAAAGAGCAUGCGAGCGCUUGCCCGAGCUCUCCAAGGCCAUGGGAAAGGAGCUCGUGCCACACUUGCCAGAGCUGCUGAAAACCACGGCCACAUGUGCAGGACAGGCGGCGCAUGGUGCAUUGAAGGAAGAAGCCAAGCAGGUGCUCCAGUGCUGGAAAGACAUGUACCCUGAGGACUUUGAGACUGCCUGUGGCACCGCAAAGAUUGACCCCAAGGUCUUGAAGAUCAAGUGACAUGAUUGCGCCGAACUAGGCGCAGGUGCCCAGAACAUUCUUUUCCUCACAACGUUAGAGCAGGUGUUGUUUCAGCCAAUUCCUGUUGUAGCCCUUUCUAAGUCUACAACAGGCCUUUCGCAAGAAGGGACUCAAGAGGAAAGCCGCAUCAUCAUGACUUGAUGUGUGCAGGGAUCCUCAGAAAGAGGGUAGCACAAUGUGCAGUUCAUUGGUGUCAGCAGUUUCAGCUCGUGGUACAGUACAGCCUCACUGGGCUGAGCAAGCGAAGGAGCAACAA